GUAGCAGAGCUUAAAAUGGAGUUGAAAUUGAGGGGAUUACCAGUGUCUGGAACAAAAACAGAUCUUAUUGAGCGUCUGAAACCCUAUCAAGAUCUUAAUAACAAUGGGGUUGCCACUACUAGCUCUGUUACAGUAACCACUUCUACUGGGGCCACAGGUAACACUGGAGAAGUGACUGUGGCAUUUUCUGUUGCAACGCUAAAUAAACCAGUGGCUAAUACGAUAUCCAGCUUUCCUCCAGAAAAAACAUCUACCGGACCUGGAUGCAAAGUAGUAAAUACUGAAAACAUUAGCUCUCCUUUGCCUAUAUCUCCUUCUCCUUCAGAACAAUCUAGUCUAAGCACAGAUGAUACUAGUAUGGCAGAUACUUUCACAGAAAUGAUGACUAUGAUGUCGCCAUCCCAGUUCCUAAGUACUUCACCACUAAGAGCAAAUAUGAGUGAUGAUAAUCAGAAUCGCAGUAGUGGAAGCACCUCAACCAUGGAGUUUGAUGUAGCAGAAAAGGACCGCAAGCUUCAAGAAAAAGAAAAGCAGAUUGAAGAGCUCAAAAGGAAACUGGAACAAGAGCAAAAACUUGUGGAAGUACUGAAAAUGCAACUGGAGGUUGAAAAACGGGGACAACAGCAACAGUCUCAGACUUCUGGUAACUCAGCUGCUUUGGAACAAAAGCAAUUCAGUGCUGCUGUCAAAGAUGAAAAUGCUCUUACUGACUGUUCUAAUACAAGUCAAUCUGUACCUGUAGCUAGUCAUUCUUUAGGACAAUCAGUAUAUACUAGCGGCCAGAAUCCAGUUGCCAAAAAGGCAGUUGUUAUCAAGCAGGAGAUACCCGUGGCCAAAGCUGAACCUCAGAAUGCCAUUUCUCAAUUUUAUGUUAAUCCACAGAGGCAGCCGCAAACUGCAGUUGUUGCCCAACCUCAAGCUUUAUUAACUACCCAAGGAACUGCACAGCUGCUCCUUCCACUAUCUAUCCAGGGACCGAAUUCUACCACUGCAGUGCAGCUACCAGUUGGAAAUAUAAAGCUGCAGGCUCAAUCACAAGCUGGAAUACAGACCCCAUCACAAAUACCUGCUCCUAUUUCUUCCUCUAGCCUGGUCCAGACAGCACCUCAGAUGCAUACUCCACAAUCAAAACAAAAUGCCAUCACGCAGCAUGCACUUGGUCAGACCCAACAAAUCAGAAAGGUUUUUCCACCUACCACAUCAAAUACAGUAUUUUCCUAUCAGACUGCACCAGUUACAACUCCUUCACAAUCUUUUAUUAAUAAAACAUCAAACUCUAACAUUCACACUGGUGGUAAUCAGGUCCCCUCUGUGCAGAAUGGACCAGCUACUCCUAAUAAGCCUGGGUCUCCAUCUCAAGCCCAGCCUUAUAUUGUUCAACAAUCCCUCUUCAACAACACAGUGUCCAAGACAAAAGAUCCUCCUCGUUAUGAAGAGGCCAUAAAACAGACCCGCAAUAUUCAGACAUCACACCGUGAGAUUUCCAGUGCGCACAGUCAGCAGAUGGAUGAUCUUUUUGAUAUUCUCAUCAAGAGCGGAGAGAUUUCCCUUCCAAUAAAGGAGGAACCAUCUCCCAUUUCUAAAAUGAGACCAGUAACAGCCAACAUCACUACAAUGCCAGUGAAUACAGUGAUAUCCCGCCCACCACCACAAAUCCAAAUGGCCCCUCCUCCUGUGUCCUUAGAACCAACAACCAGCUUGUCUAUAAGUUUGGAAAACCAACUUGAAGCCCUCUUGGAUGGAACUUUACCAUCAGGUAAUGAAAUUCCUCAACUGACAAGCAGUAAUGAGGAUAGAGAGUCAUUUUCUUUAAUUGAAGACCUCCAGAAUGAUCUGCUUCAUCACUCCAGCAUUUUAGAUCACUCUCAUUCACCCAUGGAAACAUCCGACCCACAGUUUACCACUAAUAAUUCUUGUCUGUCUCUUGACCUUCCUGAUACAAAUUUGGACAAUAUGGAAUGGCUAGACAUCACAAUGCCCAGCUCCUCAUCUGGACUCACUCCCCUCAGUUCUACUGCCCCCAGCGUGUUUUCCACUGACUUCCUAGAUCCACAAGAUCUACAGUUGCACUGGGAUUAAGCUAUAGCCAAUGAGAGCACGACCUGCGAGACUCUUUACAGCAGAGGUCCAUUAUUAUACCAUUCUGAUUGCAGUUAAGAUGAAUUAAGACAGUAGUGUUCAGAAGAACAAAUGCUUGAAGAUAAUUCCUUAUUGAUUUUCAAGUUUACAACAGUGAAUUACUUUAUGCUCCUAUCAGUAAUGCAGAUCAGGGCCCUCUGAAAGCUGUAUCUCACAAG
Leptosomus discolor (cuckoo roller) is the source of this 2297-nucleotide messenger RNA. The record is from RefSeq and is a predicted model, not a curated record. Lineage: Eukaryota; Metazoa; Chordata; Aves; Leptosomiformes; Leptosomidae.